Tetrapisispora phaffii CBS 4417 is the source of this 3390-nucleotide messenger RNA. It is a transcript of the gene RGT1, whose product is annotated as Rgt1p. The record is from RefSeq and is a predicted model, not a curated record. The transcript has a single exon. Lineage: Eukaryota; Fungi; Ascomycota; Saccharomycetes; Saccharomycetales; Saccharomycetaceae. Gene Ontology annotation, cellular component: nucleus. Bases 1 to 3390 code for a protein of 1129 amino acids. Gene Ontology annotation, molecular function: DNA-binding transcription factor activity, RNA polymerase II-specific; zinc ion binding.
AUGAAUUCCAGUAUGAAAAGGAAAGAACCGGAUACUCGAAUACAAGAGCCUACUCAUCACGAUACACAGUCUCAUGGGUCUGUGUCAAACAAUUCGGAUGACCUUGUAAGUGUAACUAAUUCAUUGAAUAUGAGUCCCCAGAAAAAGAAACUUAGAAAGGCAAGCAGAGCUUGUGAUCAGUGUCGUAAGAGAAAGAUCAAAUGCGACUACGACAAUGUUUCGACUGUUUGUAAUAAUUGUAAUAAAAACAACGAUAAGUGCACUUUUGAGCGUGUGCAAUUGAAGAGAGGUCCCUCAAAAGGUUAUACAAAACAACACACCGUCUCGCCAGAUGUACAGCAACAACCACCGCCCGCGCAGCAGCCACAAAUAGCGUCAGGCAAGAGUUACGCCCAAAGCCAAGUGCUCCUGCCACCGAUCUCCCAAUAUUUCCCAACACCAAAUCCAACUGCAGAUGCCAAUAGAAAUGACCAACCGUUUUGGAAAGUCCCCUUUCACGAGCUGAACAACACCUCCACACUCAGUGGCCAAACUAAUGCUAGGAAUUCCGUGGAUUUGAGUUUCCAAAAUAACUUGCAGCAAACAAAUACAAAUGACAUGCUGUCCAGUGAUAAUGAAAGUGUCACUCCGCAGAACAACAACACUAUUAAUACAGUGCCCAUUAUUAGAAGCAGGUCUUCGUCAAUACCUCCCUUCGGGAAAUAUAAAGCAAGUACGCCGACGAAUAGUAAUGGCCUGACUAAUUCCCCAAAUUAUCUUCAUCAAUCUUUAUAUUCGGCGUAUUCACAGUUCUCCCAUUUGCAAAAUAAUCAAAGUGCCAAUAUUGCAUUCGCAAAUAAUGGCCUACCAAUAAUCUCACAGAACAUUCUCACCUCAAAUAAUGCGAAUCUUCCACUAAUAAACCCAAAUUAUACAAACUACAGGUCGAAAUCAAGAAGCGGGUCUUUCUCUAUAGUAAGCGAUGCUAUGUCGAAUCCGUACAACACUAAGGAAAAAAAGAGAAGUAAUUCGAUUAAAUCCACCCCAUCGGUGUCCACCGCAAGAUACAGUAUCAACAACAUAAUCACCAUAGACAACAAUAUACAUUCGAUAGAUGCAAUCAACGAUUCAACAAGCUUGGAUCAUUCAAAUCAAAAAUUAGAAAAAAAAUUGAUUUUGUCAUCAGCUGCUUCUUCUCCAAAGGCAAACCAUCCAAAUGAUAAGAUAACGCAACAAUCAAGUCUUCAUCAGAAUCAAUUAAAUAACAACAUUGUAAAUAAUAGCCAAAUUGGAAUCAUGAAAACUUUCAAUAUCUCUGAUCCGGAUUUAAACGUAUCGGAUUUUAACACCAUUAUGAAUUUUGGAAAAAUUUCAGAUAUAGAUUUGAUUAACACGUAUUAUGAAUUCAUUCAUAUAAACUUCCCAUUGAUACCCAUAAAUAAAAGAACAUUGACAAAUGACAUACUGCUGAUCAACAACAGUCAUCCAAUGAAUAGUAAGAUUAUCAACUGGUUUAGAAAUUCUCUAGAACUAUUAGUGAGAAUCUCAUUGAAAAAGACAAACAAUCAACUUAAUCCAACAAAUAUAGAUAAAAAAGAUAUUGGAAGUAAUAUUUCAAAAUUAGAUAGUAAUACCAGUGAUGACUAUAAUGACGAAAAUUAUGAAGUUUAUGUCAAUACGAUCAAUAAGAUUUUUCAAGAGAUGAUGAUACUUUAUCCUACAGUAAGAGGUAAUCAAGAAAGGAUCGAUUCAAGCAUUAAAAUUGUAUUUUUAUUGACUUUCAUAAUAUUAAAUUAUAUCCAAAUUUUAAUUGGAAAGAAGAACACUUUUCUACUUUCAACUACAGUCACAAUCUUUAAUGAUUCAAAUAUACCGUCAUAUUUUCUAUUCAGAGAUCAUUUGGACGACUUCAGUGAACAUAAAAUCAUGUAUAAAAGACUGUAUCUUUUAUUGAUAAUAUUUGAUUCAAUACAAUGUGUUUCAUAUGGUACCCCAACCCUGAUCACAAUGCCAGUUGAUGAAUCCCUAUUUAUUCAACUAUUUGAUAUUAAAGCAUUCGUGAAGAUUAAGAAAAUUGCAAUUUUGUCGGAAGAAGUUCUAGAAAAUUGGGUUGUCGAAGAAAAUACAAUAAGAUUAAAUUGUAUUAUGAAGGGAUUCCGUUUAUCAAUGAUUCUAGUUCAAUUAUCCCACCAUAAGUUACAUCAAGUAAAUCAAGAGAGCGUAGUUAAAUAUAUUGAAGAUAUUAAACAACGUAGUGAUUUUGGACUCAUGCAGGAGAAACCAGAUGAAUUAAUGUGUUUACCUGAAGCAUUUGGGAAAUUAUUAUUAAUCAAACAGGAUCUUAUAGUAUUUUUAUUUUCGAUCAUUGAUUUGGAAAAAAAUAAAAUAAAUUUUUUAAACCUUGAUGAUUUUAAAGAACUGACUAAUAUCUUAUGCUCAAUGAUCUCGACAAUCCUAAUGAAUUUAACAUUAAUAAUGAGAUUAAACCCAACGAAUUCUAUUGAUUACAACUUUAAACCUCCAACACACAUUCAAACAAAUAACACCGAUUCAAUCAUGAUUAAUGAAAGUAGUAACAACCCUAGUAGUGGAAGCAGCACCUCAAAUGAUGACACUUCAAAUGAUAAUGUGAUCUCUAAAGAAAAAUUUAAGGAUAGCACAACAAGUACUGAUUUCUAUAGAAAACUACUAGGGUUAAAUAAUGAUAGCGAUAAUAUUCUGACUGAUAUAAAAGAUUUACCAAGAGGAUGCAUUACACCCUACUUUAUAAUAAUCAAGAGUGAAAUGUGUAACCUUCGAGAAUUAAUCAAAGAGUUACCUACUGCACUAAUUGGUAUAAUAAUUGAAGCUACAAUCCAUUCACAAAUGAAGCCUGAAGAUGAUCCGGAGUUGGAAAUGAGAAACAAGUCAGAUAGUGAUAGCAACUCCAAUGCUGAGUUUAAAGAUGAUGACAACCAAACAAACGUCAAGGCACGUAACAUAGUUGUAAAACUAUCCAAUUCAAUGAAUGAAGUAGUGCAGAUAACCAGUCUGUUAAGUUUGAUUAAUUCAAAUACAGGCAAUACGCCUUACGAAGAUAAAAAAGGCAACAAUGCCAACACUGUUAACGGUAAUAACAAUAUAAAUAGUAAAAACACAAAUAAGUAUAGUCAGAACGUGAUGAACGAUAACCGUAAGUCGAAUAGUAAAUUCAACAGAGAUGACACCCUUGAAAAAUCGUACUGCGAUCUUAUAAACAAGUCAGAUAACGGUAAUCUGUCACAAGAUUACCGUUCCAUAGAACAGGAUAGAAUUAAGAUCGAUAAUGGAAAAACCAUAGCCAAAGGCUCAAAAACGACCACUGCAGUUCUGCAAAAAGUCGUUCACAUUGCUUGGAAGUUAUUAGAAGAUUCUGAACUAGGGUGGUUGUAG